This is a messenger RNA of Ficedula albicollis (Collared flycatcher), 1698 nucleotides long. It is a transcript of the gene LRTM1, whose product is annotated as leucine-rich repeats and transmembrane domains 1. NCBI's taxonomy places the organism in Eukaryota, Metazoa, Chordata, Aves, Passeriformes, Muscicapidae. The record is from RefSeq and is a predicted model, not a curated record. Gene Ontology annotation, molecular function: protein binding. Gene Ontology annotation, cellular component: plasma membrane.
AUGAACAGACCUGGUGACAAAGAGCUGAAUAUGAGUAUUGAACGAAUUUCGCAGUCCAGAUCAGAACAGCAAUGUAACUGGCUUUUGGUUUGUAGUGUCAUCUUGUUGGCACACAGAGCGCACGGCUGCCCUGACAAAUGCCUCUGCUACACAGCCUCAAAGACUGCAGACUGCAAGAACAGAGGAUUUACUGAAAUUCCUGCCCGUUUACCUCCUGAAAUUCAGAUACUACAGCUGCAGAACAACCGUAUCUGGAGAAUCAACCAAAAUGCAUUCACUGCAACGCCGUUACUCAAAAUCUUAGACUUGUCUAAUAAUUCUCUCUCAAGUGUGGCACCUGGUGCUUUCCAAAAACUAAGGUAUCUACAGGUUUUAAACCUAACCAGAAAUAUGAUUCAUUAUAUAGAAAACAAGACUUUCAGUUUCCUCCCACACCUAAAAGAACUGGACUUGUCAUCCAACAGCAUUAUUCGAUUGCCUGAGACAUUUGGAAACAGCACAGGGAAUAUAACAUUGCUCUCUGUGAAGCAUAACAAACUUCAGAAAAUGGAAAGAAUUCUCCUGGAGUCACUUCCAAACCUGAAAGUGGUUCUCUUCAAAGAUAAUCCCUGGCAAUGCAAUUGUAAUAUCUUUGGCCUGAAACUGUGGCUGGAGAGUUUUCUAUACAGAGGUAACUGGCUUUUGGUUUGUAGUGUCAUCUUGUUGGCACACAGAGCGCACGGCUGCCCUGACAAAUGCCUCUGCUACACAGCCUCAAAGACUGCAGACUGCAAGAACAGAGGAUUUACUGAAAUUCCUGCCCGUUUACCUCCUGAAAUUCAGAUACUACAGCUGCAGAACAACCGUAUCUGGAGAAUCAACCAAAAUGCAUUCACUGCAACGCCGUUACUCAAAAUCUUAGACUUGUCUAAUAAUUCUCUCUCAAGUGUGGCACCUGGUGCUUUCCAAAAACUAAGGUAUCUACAGGUUUUAAACCUAACCAGAAAUAUGAUUCAUUAUAUAGAAAACAAGACUUUCAGUUUCCUCCCACACCUAAAAGAACUGGACUUGUCAUCCAACAGCAUUAUUCGAUUGCCUGAGACAUUUGGAAACAGCACAGGGAAUAUAACAUUGCUCUCUGUGAAGCAUAACAAACUUCAGAAAAUGGAAAGAAUUCUCCUGGAGUCACUUCCAAACCUGAAAGUGGUUCUCUUCAAAGAUAAUCCCUGGCAAUGCAAUUGUAAUAUCUUUGGCCUGAAACUGUGGCUGGAGAGUUUUCUAUACAGAGGAGGAAUAAGCGACGGCAUUAUCUGCUCGGCGCCGGGGAUUCGGAAGGGCAAGGAUCUGCUCAAAGUUCCCUACGAGCUGUUCGGGGCCUGCUCUCUGAGGACGGCCCUCGUGCACGUGGCCAGCAGCCACCACCACCACGGCCACGAGCACCGGGGCCCCGCCAAGCACGGCCCCCACGAGCCGGGGGACGGCGGCCGCGCCGGCUGCGAGCCCAAGGCCAAGGCCAGGCCGGUCAGCCUGCGCCACGCCAUCGCCACCGUGGUCAUCACCGGCGUGGUGUGCGGCAUCGUCUGCCUGAUGAUGCUGGCGGCUGCCUACGGCUGCGCCUACGCCGCCAUCACAGCCAAGUGCCACAGGCAGCAGCUGGCCCCGGGCCGGCAGCACGGCGCUCCCGAGAGAAAGGAGCUGCUGGAGGCCUCCUUGCCUUGA